Molecule: messenger RNA, 1006 nt
Organism: Aspergillus ochraceoroseus IBT 24754
Lineage: Eukaryota; Fungi; Ascomycota; Eurotiomycetes; Eurotiales; Aspergillaceae
Product: NUDIX hydrolase
Exons: 1
Coding region: 127-804 (225 amino acids)
Biological process (GO): NADP+ catabolic process; NAD+ catabolic process
Cellular component (GO): cytosol
Molecular function (GO): NADH pyrophosphatase activity
Source: RefSeq, a predicted model, not a curated record
CGCCAGCAUAACACAGACUCUGAUAUUAAAAGCUUGGGCUAAAGCUAAUCCAGUCUUUUUUACUUUACUUUACUUUACUUUUCUUUUCUUUUUCUUUUCUUUUUUAAAAGAAGGGGUUGAAGCAAAAUGACGCCAAAAUCCAACUACACGCUCCCCCACCAUCUCGAAGAAUACAAUGUCCCAUUUUCCAGCUUUAGAGCCGCUAGACCGCAAUUCACUCACUUCGUCGGCGGGGGUCUUAUCUUCUCACGGAGAAUUCUUCAAAAUAGCGACCCCGAAGAGGGCAAUCCGCCUCUGCGCAUACUUCUCCUCCAGAGAUCUUUUGAGGACUCGUACGGUGGGCACUGGGAAGGCCCCGGCGGAUCCUGUGAGCCAGACGACGAGACACUCUUAGCAGGGGUUGCUCGCGAAGUUUUCGAAGAAAGCGGACUCCGCGUGUCGAGAUUCGUGGAGUUUGUUUCGCUGGACAGGUGGACGAAGUUGAAGCCGGAUCGGGUCUACGCUGUGGCCAAGUUUACUUUCAUUGUGGAAGUGCACGAAGUGGGAUCUGACGGGCCUGUCCAUGCACAAGAUGACCGGAAAAAGGAGGAGGCUGCUUUAUUCACGGAUACCUCUGAUGGUCUGCCGCCGGCCCGCUGGGAGGAUGCGGUGAAGUUAAACCCGGAGGAGCAUCGGGCGUAUCGGUGGGCUACUGAAGAUGAGAUCCGGGAGGGAGAAGCGAGCGGCAUUGGAAAGUUCACUAUGCUUGGUGACCAGGGACAGUCGAUUCUGGAGGCGUUUCGAUUACUGAAGUUGAAGUCAUGAUAUGAUGAUUUGUUUGUCCCAUGGGCGGUUUUUGUUCUUUUGGCCUCGUAUAAGGCCGAGUUGGAGAUCUGUCUCAAUGAUGUUAGCCAAUUUUCCACAUGUUCUUGAAGAUGUCAUGUCAUAUUGUGCAUAAUGAAUCGCACGAGCCCGAAGAUAGUAGAGAGAUGCAACUGGGAACACACCUGGGUCUAAGAUACCAAAG